Messenger RNA from Pipistrellus nathusii (Nathusius's pipistrelle), 282 nucleotides. The record is from the annotation of a GenBank genome assembly. Lineage: Eukaryota; Metazoa; Chordata; Mammalia; Chiroptera; Vespertilionidae.
AUGGCUAAGGUUGCCAGGAAACCAGAGGAACGUAGAAAAGUUAUGAAACAAGCAACCGCAAGCACAAAACAAACAACUUCAACCACAAAACAGAGAAAGAAGAGGAAGAAUCCCUAUCAACCCAGGUCCAGAGAUGGUGGCAAGGUGAAGAAGAUACAAAGGGAAAUAAAAAGACUGCUUCAUGGGAGUUCAAGAAAAAAAUCCUCUUGCACUAGUAUAAAAAUUCCAAAGAAGGUGAAGAGAGUGAAAAGGGCCAAGAAGUUUCGGCCAUUAACAAAGUGA